GACCUGUACAAAGAUAGACCUUUACGCCUAGUUUCGUAAUUUCCUAAUUCUUUUCCUAACAAAAUUAGCGUUUUUGGUUUUUGGCUGAAAUAUUUACGAUCCUUGUCCUCUCAAGCAACACUCAACUUGACCAAGUCUAUUUUCAUUGUCUUUCUUCCACUCUUGGGAAAAGUUUGUUGAACCGGCGGUUUCAUCUUUUCUUUUAACUUUCUUAUAAUUUCCGAGCUAGUUCAGUAGUAACCAAGCCAAGGGGCUGGUGGGAGAUCGCAGAGACGUACGAGCACUGAUCGUAUUAUACUUAUGGAUAGAAUGUGUGGUUUCCGUUCGACGGUAGACUAUUCAGAGAAACCGGCGUUGAUGAUGAUGCCGUCAGAUUACCAGUCUUUGCUCUGUUCAUCCGCCGGAGACAAUCGCGUGUUUGGAUCCGACGAACUCGCUACCGCUUUGUCGUCGGAGACACCUUGGAUCCCUCCUCCGCGUAUACGAAAAGCUGAGGAUAGUUUCUCGCUUGGCUUGAUCAAAUCGAAGAUUGCUUGUCAUCCUUUGUAUCCUCGCUUGCUCCAAACCUACAUCGAUUGCCAGAAGGUGGGAGCGCCUAUGGAGAUAGGAUACAUAUUGGAAGAGAUUCAGAGAGAGAACGAUGUGUACAUGUACAAGAAGCGAGAUGUUACUCUGAUUUCUAGCUUUGGAGAUGAUCCUGAGCUUGACGAAUUCAUGGAAAGCUACUGUGAUAUAUUGGCUAAAUACAAAUCUGAUCUCGCGAGGCCGUUUGAUGAGGCUACGUCUUUUUUGAACAAGAUCGAAACGCAGCUCCAGAACCUGUGCAUUGGUCCCGCGUCAGUUACAGGCCUUUCAGAUGAUGGAGCGGUUUCAUCUGACGAGGAACUGAGAGAAGCUGAUGAUGACGUAGCAGCACAUGAGAGCCAACAAAGAAAUAAUGACCGGGAUCUCAAGGACCUGCUGCUCCGUAAAUUCGGUAGCCAUAUCAGUUCAUUGAAACUCGAGUUCUCUAAGAAGAAGAAGAAAGGAAAGCUACCAAGAGAAGCUAGACAAGCGUUGCUCGAUUGGUGGAAUGUUCAUUAUAGAUGGCCUUACCCCACUGAAGGUGACAAAAUAGCCCUGGCUGAAGAAACGGGUUUGGAUCAAAAACAAAUCAACAAUUGGUUUAUAAACCAAAGGAAACGUCAUUGGAAGCCUUCGGAGAACAUGCCGUUCGCAAUGAUGGACGAUUCUAGUGACACAUUCUUUACUGAGGAAUGAAAAAAAAAAAGAUAUGAGUAAAAAGGAGUAAAAAGCUUUAGUACAUGGGACGUCAUCGGGAAUGAAUCAUGCUCGCCAAAAUGUACUAGAAUUAUGUCAAAUAUAUAUCUUCUAGUAGUUCAGUGAAAGAACACCAACACGAGCCGUUUUUGUGGGAUCAAAUGAGAUUUACCAUUUUAUCUUCUUUCACCAUUUCCUUGGAAGCAAUUUCUAUUAUUUGCUU
Molecule: messenger RNA, 1483 nt
Organism: Camelina sativa (false flax)
Lineage: Eukaryota; Viridiplantae; Streptophyta; Magnoliopsida; Brassicales; Brassicaceae
Product: homeobox protein knotted-1-like 2
Biological process (GO): regulation of DNA-templated transcription
Cellular component (GO): nucleus
Molecular function (GO): DNA-binding transcription factor activity, RNA polymerase II-specific; DNA binding
Source: RefSeq, a predicted model, not a curated record